This is a messenger RNA of Mycena indigotica, 2484 nucleotides long. RefSeq lists its product as uncharacterized. Lineage: Eukaryota; Fungi; Basidiomycota; Agaricomycetes; Agaricales; Mycenaceae. The record is from RefSeq and is a predicted model, not a curated record. Bases 1 to 2484 code for a protein of 827 amino acids. The transcript is spliced from 6 exons.
AUGUGCAACCCUCCCGACAUGAACCAACGGCUGGCUAUCCUCGGGCUGUCCCCUGUUGUCUCCAUUGACGAUGCCGUGCCGAUUCUAUCCACCUUGCUCUCUCUAGCAUUUUUACACGCGAUGUUACCAGUCGACGAAAAUUUGGUGUCCGACGGCGCAUGUAGACAGCUGCUCACCCAACGACCAGGCCUAUUCGAGUUGCUCAAGACCGUUCAUACCGACACUAAACAAGAUUAUUCAAGGGUUACUGAUUCUCCACUGUUUCCAUCGCUGGUGUCUGCAGCCGCCAAGUCUAGGUUGCAUGGGAUGCGAGCGUAUAUUCACGAAGCUGCUCAAAAUGACGAUCUCUUUCCACGGUGGAUACCCAACCCAGACAUGUAUUCUGGCCCUAUUCUCCAAGACGACGCCAGGUUCCAACACCAUUUCGACACACUCCAUUUGCGCAAAUUUUCUGAAGGAAGCUCCGACUUUCGGAUCAUUCUACAUGAUCUUGGAAGAUUCAUUCGAGAUCCCGUACUCAGCGUAAGGCUUGAGCGCACCUUUUCUCCGACAGACAAGUUGCUUCUCAAUGCACCAGGUACAGGAAAGACACGGUUGUGUUACGAAGGCCUCUGCUCCAAUUGGGGGUUCUACUUCACAUUCGAAGUCAACGAUAGCAGGCUCGGGAGCACCGACCUCCAGCUUGCUUUCCGAGCAUAUUAUGAUGCUUUUGACCCGGAAAUCGACGAAAAUAUCAGACUCCGUCCUUUCCAUGUGGUAUUGCUGACCCGGUUACUCGCCUUCCAAUCAUUUCUCGAAGCCAUUGACGCAAGUGAAACUCUGACCGAUAGACACAAAAUCCGAUGGCUUGAAAUUCAACUCGCCCCGUACUUUGAAGCAGAUAUUUAUGCUUCACUAGCAAGCAGCUUACUUCAAAAUGACGGAAGCAAUAUCAAGGUUCACAUUGCUGAUGCGCUUCGCAAAGUACGGAACGCCAUUGGCAUCGAUGCUGCACUUUUCAUAGUGCUAGAUGAUGCUCAGCUAGCGACAGUAUUUGACAUACGGGAGGAGAAGCCACUGCUCCAAGACAUCGUUCUCUCCUGGAAAGCUUUAACCCAGGGUUCUUUUACAUUUCUUUGCGCCGGCACACCAGUACCACAAUCUACUCUCGCUCGGGACCUAGGAUUCCAUCAAACCACGGAAACAGGUGGCUUCGAUGAUCCAGACACGCAUGAGGCCUACAUCCGACAGUUCCUGCCGCCCAUGCUCCGGGACUCGCCUUCGGGUCGAUUUCUUGUGGCCCGACUGUGGCGAUGGUGUCGAGGCAGAUAUCGUAUAACCGACACGUUUAUUUCGAUCCUGCUCUUCGAAGGUCUAGGCUGCCCACAUGCCUGCCUUACCCACUUCAUCAGGAAGAGUACCGGGCUUAAGCCGCUGGAUGCAGUCAAGGUCGUCUAUGAAGAGGCCUUGGCCCAAGACUUUCUCUGGGUGUUUCCGAAAUACAAAACAUUCGAUUUUUCCGAGAUCUCCCCAGACCACAAAGAUCUCAUCGUCGGUAUCCUCUAUAAAUAUAUGGCUACUCGCCAAUGCCAUCAUUUCAACACUGGCGAGCACCUGGGUCUCGUCACUGAAGGCUAUGUGCGUUUUCAAGACGCUAGCCUCUCGCAAAUUAUAUUCAACGAGCCCCUUUUUCUGGUCGAUGCUGCUCGCCAACUUUUUCCUUUCCCUGUGCGCUCGGAGCGUGGUCAACCACAUCGUUAUCCCUCCACUUUCAUCGGCAGUCUCCGCCUUAAUCCUCCUCGAACAAGACAGAGUCUAGCUUAUUGCCUCGCUUUCUACCUGACGCAAAUAUUUAGUGAGCCGCGGUCGCUCCCUGAUACUUUCAGCUUCCCGCAUGUUGUUCCUGCAUGGGCCCGUCAAACAGGCCAACUUGUUCGAUUAUUUUUGGACGAGAAGAGCAAUCUGCAUCACGAGGUGGUUCUCCCCGAGGCCUACGAGUCAUUGACGCCACUUGCUACCACAACAACAACACUAGACGAAACUACCCGAUGGAUCAACCACGAAUACGGUACCACAUUUUGUAUACCUUCGUCACCAAACAUCGACUUACUCUACGCACUUCGACUUGCUGACAAAUCAUUCAUCUGGGUCGCUGUCCGUGUUUUCGCGACGGAUGAGCCAGUCAUGGAUUGCGACCUCAGGCCCGCUAUCUCGCUGUUGGAUAUCGACAGCCUUUUCGUGGAGACUUCUGCGGAUGCGUUGGCGUCAAGGCGUGCUGCAGAUGGGUUGCGAUCAUUUCCUGGUGUUCGACAACGACCAUGUGUUCUUCGCGCAAUAUCCAGCUUUCCCGUCGAAGUAGACCUUCGAACCAGUGUGGAUAAGCGUUCUCGCGACGUUGUCAAGUUAAGUCUUACGAAGUUGAGGCGGCAAGAGCAUCAAGUAAUGCAAGAAGAGUUCUUUGGUGCCAUUGUCAACGGUGUCAUCGCUAAAGUCGAGGUGGGAUGA